AUGCCGUUGAAACGACAUGGGCCGCCCUCGAAACGACCGGACCGUGACAAGACCAAACCUACCACCAAAACUUUGCCUGGCCUCCCUCCUCGAAAGCCAAAAAUCAUCGGCCUCUUCGGCCUAUCUGGGACUGGAACGUCGUUCCUCCUGGAAGAGCUGAGAGAAGAGAUGAAAGAAGAUGGAUUUGCAUUCAACGACGGCAACGAAGCUCUUACAGCCAUUUGUCCUGGUGGGCUGAUGGCGUACAACGCCCUCGGUGCAGUCAAGAGGGCCCGAUAUCGCGAUGUGACUAUUACCGCACUCGAGAAUGAGUGUGUGAGAAAGGACGUCAUCGGAGUGGUGGUUCGCUACUUGGCAUUCUGGAACGAAGACAGCGAAUGCUUCUCCGUCGCUCCUGUCGCAGAUCUGAAAGCACACACUCAUAUCCUUUACCUGGAACUGCCAUUUGCUCACUUUCCCCAAUAUUGGGGAGAUAUUCACGAAGGUGAGGAGGCGGACGCAACUUUCAAGCAUUGGGACUGUUGGCAGAAAAGCGAGAUAUGCUAUUUGCGUCGCUUCUGUCGAAAGAAGGACAUUACCUUUACGGUACUGACACCUCAUCUGGGCACAGUACCUAAAGUUUCCAGUCUUUUGCGGGACUUUCGGGUGUUGACCGAUUGGGAUAAUAGAAGGUAUGCUGAAGAACAGUUAAUACAAAUCAUGGGGACUCCUCGCGCAAAGUCGGUGGAAACUGUACUUUUGUUUGAUGCAGAUGGAACUCUUUCACCCCAAGACAGCGAGUACCUGCUCUGGUGCCGAGUUCCUUGUCCCUCCAUGCCGCUGGGGCUUCUUUACACCCCUUCAAAGGAGACGCUAUGUCAACUAAGUUCUACCUAUAAGGACUACCUCCAGAUGGUGUUGCUGCAUGAGGAGGUUUUCGAUGAGAAGGCAUUCGCUGCUGCUUGCGAGGAUAUUGCCGGGGAUAUUCGCUUGUAUCCUGAUAUGCUAGCUCUCUUGCGCCGAGCUGUCGAGACACCGCACACGCUACCAAUAAUUCUGACUGGUGGACCGCGUCUGGUCUGGGAGAAUGUUCUGAAAAGAGUUGGGAUGUUUGAAACUGUGAAUGUGAUUGGGGGUGGUCGUCAUGAGGACCUCGCUAUUAUGACACCUGAAGUCAAGGGAUGGCUGGUCACUGUUCUCCAAGAGAAAUGCUAUGCAGAUGUCUGGGCAUUUGGCAGUGGUCAAGUGGAUGCGAUCAUGUUGAUGAAGGCCGAUCAAGCUGUUUUCAUCAUUGAUUCAGAGACCUGGCUAACUCAGAACAUUAGUCCGGCUUGGAAAGAUUCUCUUAGACGGACGUGCCCGCAGUUACACGAGGUCAUUCUUUCCACCAACGGCCCCUUGGCCCUUCAAUAUAAACCUCAAGAUAUGCGGCUGCUGGGCAAAAAGUUGGUUGCAAAGAUUUUCGCCCGCCGUCUUCGGAUCUCUUAUGUCUCCUUGGAUAAACCAUCUGAGAUCAUCAUGUCUUUCGAGCCCGAGGGCAGUCCCACAUAUCCACUCUGGAAAUCUACUCAUCGCGAAAUUGGAUCAUUCCUCGCAGCCCGAUAUUUGAAAGAAAUCAUCACCAACCAGAAGGUUCGAUCAAAUGGUGAUUUCCUGUUCUCAACGAACAUCUCAAUUCUGGCAGCCACCCCUUGCAACAUGCCAAUGGCAUUUGGCAUUCAAAGCGAAUUCGUCGGCUCCCAACUGCUGCCACCCGAUACUUUGAAGGAACCAGGAAAGCACAGCCGCAGGAUACUGAUGACAACACGGGUACUAUUUCUCGUUAAAUCAGUGAUCAUUGAUGAGACGUUCUUGAUGGAUCUCAUGGAGAAACACAGUAUGCUGAUCGAAUCUUUGAUGAGAGUGGUUAUUGUUGCUGGGGUCAUUUAUUCACCAGUGUUGACAAAGACCAAGCUCGCUCGGCUUGUCGGUCAGAAGUCGAAUAUCAGUUUUGUCACGUUGCAUUUUGCUGAUGAUUUGGACUACCCUAAUGAUGCUCCUGUCUUGGAUUGCGGCUAA
Molecule: messenger RNA, 2037 nt
Organism: Penicillium daleae
Lineage: Eukaryota; Fungi; Ascomycota; Eurotiomycetes; Eurotiales; Aspergillaceae
Product: HAD family hydrolase
Exons: 1
Coding region: 1-2037 (678 amino acids)
Source: RefSeq, a predicted model, not a curated record